AUGUUGGAAAUCACCUGCUCCGGAACACCCUAUGAAAUUGGAUUCCGCCACGGAAGCCAGGCCAAGACACUGGUCCAUGGCAGCGUGGAGUUUUAUAUCCAGUAUUUCCGAAAGAAUAGCCAGAUGAGCUGGGCGGCUGCCGAAGACGCUGCCAGCAAGUUCCAUCCCUUCCUUGAGCGACAUGUGCCUCAUCUAGUCGAGGAGAUGCAAGCGAAUGGUGCUGGGCUCUCUUAUGCGGCCGUUCUGGCGCUGAAUGCGCGUACUGAAAUAUCCAUGGGCAUGAUGGACGACGGCUGCACAUCGCUGGCCUGGAAGACGGACAUGUUUAGCGUCGCCGGCCAGAACUGGGAUUGGGAUGUUCCCCAAAAAGCCAGGCUUGUCCUACUGCACAUCAAGCCCGCCCCGGACGGCAGCACGCAGCGGCCGCGCGCCAGCCUCGUCACCGAGGCGGGCCUUCUCUGCAAGAGCGGCAUCAACUCCGCCGGCGUGGGCGUCUUCAUCAACGCCAUCAAGGCGCGCGGCGUGCGCUUCGACGCGCUCCCGCUGCACGUCGCCUUCCGCGUGGUGCUAGACAGCGAGAGCCGCGUCAAGGCCGUGGCGCGGCUGCGCGCGCUCGCGCUCGGCACGUCGGGCCACAUCCUCGUCGCGGACCGCACCGGCGGCACCUCGCUCGAGUUCACCCACCUCGGCGUGCGGCAGCUCGACAUGGCGGACGGCCGGCUGGCGCACACGAACCAUUUCCUGGUCGCGCACGAGCCGCCCGUCGCCGACGCCGUCAUCUUCCCCGACUCGCUGGCGCGCAUGGCGCGUAUCAGCGAGCUGUUGGCGCGCGCCAACGCGAAGCAGGCAGGUGGUGGUGUGGCGUGCUGCGAGCGCAUGCUGCAGGAUGAGGAAGGGUUCCCGACGGCGAUCAACAGGAAGAGGAGUCCGGUGAGGGACAGCGAGACGCUGUUCAGCAUCGUCGCUGAUUUGGAGGCUGGGAUGGCAUAUGUGAAGCUCGGGAGGCCGAGCGAACCGGAUGGGCACUGGGUGCUCAAGCCUGCAGAACUACGCAGACAAGCUUUGGGGUUUGAUAGUCCAAGCGUCGAUGCGGGCGGCCACGCCCGGCGGCAGCGCCGCGCGGAUGCGGUCAAUGUCAGCGCCGGCAAUGGCGUCGCCGAGCUGGGUGGCGAGGACGUCGUCGGGCAGCGCAAAGGCCUGGUCGGCGACGAAGCCGAAGCCGCCGUCCUCGUGGGAGAAGACGGUGAGGGCGGAGACGGGGCCGCAGUCGGGGUUGAUUUGCGUGUGCAGGGCGCCCUGGUCAAAGACGGUGAGCGCGUGCGGACCCAGCUCGUUGCGGAUGACGCGCCCGCCGGCGCCGAGCUCGGGGAUCGUCUCGGUGACGAGCCGCCCGGAGAGGACGACGAGCAUCUCGGCUGCGCGCGGGUGGAUGUGCAGCUUGCUGAUGGAGCAGCCUUGCGAAGCAAACGGGGGGUUAGAAUGCACCGUGGAAGAAACAAACGUACCCGGAAACUGGACGGCCGCGAUGCUGGUGCCGGUGCCGACCAUGGCGGGAAAGGUCUGGCGGUUCGCGAUGGACUGGUAGUUGUUCUGGCUCAGAUCAAAGACAAAGUCCUUGUCGUCGGCCAAGAUGCUGUAGCGCUCGACAAAACUGUGCGCAGAGAGUUUAGUUGA
Molecule: messenger RNA, 1674 nt
Organism: Cordyceps militaris CM01
Lineage: Eukaryota; Fungi; Ascomycota; Sordariomycetes; Hypocreales; Cordycipitaceae
Product: Acyl-coenzyme A:6-aminopenicillanic-acid-acyltransferase 40 kDa form, putative
Exons: 7
Coding region: 1-1674 (557 amino acids)
Source: RefSeq, a predicted model, not a curated record